GGAGAUAAUUAAUGUUUGCAUGUCUCUGUGUUAUUACUGUGCAUGGCCUCUGUUCCUGUUGUUGUACUUGUGUAAGUGUAUUUAAGAGUUGGUAUUUCUUCAGCUUUGUUCAGAUCCUCCACACAGGACGACUGAAGCUACCGGCUGAAACUGCAGCAGGUUAACAUCCUCUCUAACAUCUGCACCAUCCACCAUGAAGACUCUGACUGUGUCUUUGAUUGUGUGCACCCUGAUAGCUCUGACCAGAGCUGCCACUCUUCCACCUGGAGAGAAUGAAUUUUGGCCAUCUGAACAUAUCAUAGUUGAUCCAGUUCAUGGAGGUGAAGACUAUAUGACACCACCGCCUAACCCGGAGAACUAUUUUCCACAUUUUUCUUGCCCUGACGGUUGGACUAACUACGAUACUCACUGUCUCCUCUACGUUCCAACAAAGAUGACUUGGGAUCAGGCUGAGAGUAACUGCCGUUCCAAGAGCGGGAUCUGGCCGGCAACCCUUGCAUCUGUGUCUGAUGCUCAACACGCCGACCAGAUUCAUGAAGUGAUGCAACGUGCUGGACAUGAGCAUGGACAAGUGUGGGUUGGAGGCCAUAAAACAACAGCCAAUCCCUCUUGGUCCUGGACUGACCCCAUGGGUUUCGGGAGAUUUUAUUCCUUCUGUCCUAAAGAGCCUGCAAAGCAGGAGCACAACUGUCUACAAAUAAACUUUGGAGAAAAUAUGGGUGGAUGCUUGGAGGGCCAGCAGUGUGACACUGAACUCCCGUCUGUCUGCAGCAUCGUCCUCAUGUGAUUCCUGGGCAGAUAGGAUAAUGAAGACGUCAGUCUCAUCUACAACCUGAAGCUUAUUUUACAUUCUAAUUUCUUUUUGAUCACAGUAACGCUACGCUAGGACACUAGGAAUGAAACAUCCAUCCAUUCAUAUAAUACAGCUGGGGUUUUGUGCCUUUAGUAAGAGCAGAUUGAAUGUGAUAAUAAUGAUUUUAGCACAGCUUUAUUCUGCAGAGUGAACUGUUAUCUCUUAUCUUAUGCAAAUUAAAGAAUUUCAGCAGUG
Messenger RNA from Lates calcarifer (barramundi perch), 1048 nucleotides. Its product is annotated as type-2 ice-structuring protein. The record is from RefSeq and is a predicted model, not a curated record. Lineage: Eukaryota; Metazoa; Chordata; Actinopteri; Centropomidae. The coding region runs from base 194 to 787 and encodes 197 amino acids. Gene Ontology annotation, molecular function: signaling receptor activity. The transcript has 8 exons.